Molecule: messenger RNA, 420 nt
Organism: Peronospora farinosa
Lineage: Eukaryota; Oomycota; Peronosporomycetes; Peronosporales; Peronosporaceae
Source: the annotation of a GenBank genome assembly
AUGUCCAAUAGUAAUAGUGAGACAGUGAAAUUCUCGGACGAGGAAUGGAAAAAACGAUUGACGCCGACGCAGUUUCAAGUACUGCGUCUUAAAGGAACGGAACGAGCUGGUACUGGAGAGUAUAACAAACACAAGGAGACGGGAGUGUAUGUCUGUGCUGGAUGCAAGACACCUGUCUAUACGUCUACGACCAAGUUCGACUCGGGAUGUGGCUGGCCUGCGUUUUAUGACGCCAUUCCCGGUGCUAUCAAGGCUGUUGCUGACGAGGACGGACGUCGCACCGAGAUUAUGUGCGCCAAGUGCGGCGGUCACAUGGGUCACGUGUUUAAAGGUGAAGGUUUUAAGACACCGACUGACGAGCGUCACUGUGUGAACAGCGUGUCACUCAUCUUCCACGAAGGGGAGGUUCCUUCUCAGUGA